AUGCUAGCCUCGGGCCCUGCGACUAGUCCGCCUGGCGACAGGGCCCUCCGGUUGGUGGCAUUUUCCAAGCGGCUCUCCUCCAUACCGAGCGUCGCACCUACAGUGCUCAUCUCCUCCCUUCUGGGCGCCCCGGAGCACAGCUCCCGACAAGCUGGUUACCCGCUCUCGGCCCUGACAAUCAGCUACGACGAUUACCUGUUCGGCUGUGCCUGCAGUGUUUCGUGCUUGGCCGGCCAGCAACAACGGCCCGCGUCCGCUCCCCCACAAGCCAGCAAGCAGCGUGUCGGCCAGCCAGCCAGCCAGCCAGCCAGCCAGCCAGCCAGCCAGCCAGCCACUCCAGCACUUUCAUCAUGGACCAAUUACCCCUACUACUGGGCACCAGCGUGCGGCGGCCGCCUCCGAAGUACGAGACGUAUCUGCGUGGUGAACGCCGGCUCCGAGUGGGUUCCCUCAACGCUAGACACCAACUUGGAGCCGCUUCCAGGGCCUCUUAGCGCCUCACUGCUCCGGAGCCAGAAGACGUCUUGUCCCAGCAUUGCGCGCCAGACCGACCUGGUUGAGUCUCUCCCAAGGACGCCGUCUCAUUUCAUCUCGUCUCAGUCAAAGGGCGGCGCCGGCAGACUGCACUUGUCCAAGCAGGAGCAUUUCGAUGGCUGA
Molecule: messenger RNA, 657 nt
Organism: Trichoderma citrinoviride
Lineage: Eukaryota; Fungi; Ascomycota; Sordariomycetes; Hypocreales; Hypocreaceae
Exons: 6
Coding region: 1-657 (218 amino acids)
Source: RefSeq, a predicted model, not a curated record